AUGCGACGUAUACAUCGAGAAAAGUUAUGUAAUGCUUCGAGGUUUGCCUUCCUGCUGGUUUUGUUGUGGGUGGUCCUCGUAUUAGUGACGCUCUUUCUUGGUUGGUCGCACCAUGCGUCCCGUAUGGCCAUCGAUGGGGGAGCGGCGGCUCCUGCGGGUGUGGGCGGCGGGUCCCACGACUGCGCAGCGGCGUCCACCGGCCUUUUCACUCCCGUUGGGAUUCCGCGUGUGUGCCGGAUGGAGGAGCCGGGGGUGAUGGUGGACCUCACGGUGCCGCGGGAGUACAACCGCAGUCAAUGCCCUGUUGAACCGGCAGAGCGGGAUGAUCCGAGGCUGCUGAAGUUCCUCGAGUUCUUUACUAGGAUCUUCAAGGAAAAGUUUAAUAAUUUACCAUGGUGGAUGGAUGAGGGGAGUCUUAUCGGGGUAUCGCGGGCAGGGUCUAUUAGAAAUGCGGAUGACGAUUUUGAUUUUUUCGUUUUACUUCCAAAUAGUACAUCACCAUGUAGACCAAAUUCACUGGAAUGUACUCGAGAGGAGUUUAAUACUAUGAUACAUCGGUUUCUUAUGCCAUUUUGGGAAGCUGGAGCUUGUAUUCACUGGUAUAAUCCAGAUAUUACAAAAUUUGAUGCGGAUCUUCGUUUGAUUUAUGCUUUUCAACUUCAUCGACAUGAUAAUUCGCCAGACCGAUUGGAUUGCUUUGAUACUAAUGCACCCGUAGCGCAUAUGCAUCUUGGUAUGCUAAAUGCAAAUGGUGAGCUUGAAACAAAUAAAUGGGUUGGGCCACGAUCUCAUCCAAAGGAUAAAUUACCGUUAUCUAUAUUGCUUCCUGUGUGCCGCUGUCGUAUGGGACUUAAAGAUGCUCCUUGUCCAAAUGACAUUAUUGGAUUCUUAACUCUACGGAAUCGCGGAGAAUAUGUUCGUCGUUCAAGGGAAGGAAAAUGCUUGCUGGUUAAAAAACAAUGGUCACUAGAAAAAAAAAUGAAUCAAGUUCAAAAGGUCAAACUGCUUCAUGAUUGUGGAUACGCGAGUAUGAUCCAAUUAGCAGACUCGUUUGUUGAAAGUGGUUACAGAACUUGUUGA
Molecule: messenger RNA, 1080 nt
Organism: Trypanosoma theileri
Lineage: Eukaryota; Euglenozoa; Kinetoplastea; Trypanosomatida; Trypanosomatidae
Exons: 1
Coding region: 1-1080 (359 amino acids)
Source: RefSeq, a predicted model, not a curated record